GUUACAAUGAAUUAAACAAUCGUUUAGUUAUAGAAAGGUAUCUGAAUUGUGUUUCUAUUAUCCAAUUAACCGAAAAAACAAGAAACAUUUUUCGAUUUGAAACUUUGCUAAAGAACUGAAAUUAUAUAGCUACAAGUGUGAACGAAUCCAUUAAUUUGAGUAGAAGAUAACAAUCGGAAAGUAUCUCCACAGCAACAUGGCCGUUCGAUUUGGAAAGUUCGAACAGAUCAACCUAAUACUGUGGCUGAUGCGAGUAGCGCCAUUUCUUACGGUAGGAAACCCUGACGCCAAAAGACUAUACGACGACUUGAUGAGCAGCUAUAACAGGCUUGUUCGACCGGUCAGAAAUAACUCUGACACUCUCACCGUUAGGAUGAACCUCAAAUUAUCACAACUAAUAGAUGUAAACAUGAAGAACCAGAUCAUGACAACAAAUAUGUGGGUAAAUCAGGAAUGGUCCGACCACAAACUUAGAUGGGAUCCUCGAGAAUAUGGAGGGGUCCGUCAGCUAUAUGUCCCCGCAGAACAAAUAUGGUUACCAGAUAUUGUGCUCUACAACAGCGCUGAUGGAAACUAUGAAGUCACAAUCAUGACCAAAGCUAUCAUCCAUGAUGACGGAAAGGUAGUCUGGAACCCCCCAGCCAUCUAUAAAAGUUCUUGUCAGAUAGACGUUCAGUACUUUCCAUUUGAUCGCCAGGAAUGUCACAUGAAAUUCGGAUCCUGGUCUCAUGAUGGUUACAAGGUUGACCUAAAACAUUUGAAAGAGAUCGAAAACUCCAGCCUGGUGCCCCUGGGAAUCGACUUGAGUGAAUUCUACUUAAGUGUUGAGUGGGAUAUUAUGUCUGUACCAGCUAAGCGCAAGGAAAAGUUUUAUGCUUGUUGCGCUGAACCGUAUCCAGACAUUACCUUUAACAUCACCUUACGACGCAAAACUCUGUUCUAUACUGUCAAUUUGAUCAUUCCCUGUGUGGGCAUAGGCUGCUUGUCCAUAGUAGUUUUUUACCUUCCUUCCGACAGUGGGGAAAAAAUCACUUUGUGCAUUUCCAUACUUCUUUCGCUAAUUUUCUUUUUCUUGGUUCUUUCGGAAAUUAUACCCUCCACAUCUUUAGCUCUGCCACUUCUAGGGAAGUAUCUCCUCUUCACUAUGAUUCUUCUUACCGUAACUGUGGUCGUAACCACAGUGGUUCUAAACGUCCACUUUCGAUCGCCUUCUACCCACAAAUUGAAACCUUGGGUGAGGAAAGUAUUUAUCCGCACACUCCCGAAAAUUCUUCUCAUGAGAGAACCACAAUACAAGAAUUACAGUGACAUGGACGACAAACAAGAUGGGGCUGGCAUCCGAAACGUAGAUGGACAAGGUCGAACUUCUAGUGUUUCGGAAGCACAACGCUCUGGCAAAGAAAAUAACUCCCAACCUUUUGGCCGCUACACAGUUGAAGAAAUCAUUAUUCAAGAACUUCAGUCAAGUCCGAGUUAUCUUGAAAGAAAGCUUCCGGAGAGAUUGGAAACUACCAUUCACAACGCCAUGUUUAUCGCUCAACAUAUUGAUAAUCAAGAUGACUAUGAUGGCAUAAAAGAGGACUGGAAGUACGUUGCUAUGGUACUCGACCGGCUGUUCCUGUGGCUCUUUUCUAUAACCUGCUUAGUUGGCACUAUUGGCAUCCUUCUCCAGUCACCUUCAUUGUAUGAUACAGAAAAGCCCAUUGACGUUAAACUGUCCAGGGUGGCUCAGAUGCAGGAGAAGCUCCAUGAUUGGUUCGACAUAUAGUUUUCUUCGUAAAAAAAAAAAAAA
This is a messenger RNA of Limulus polyphemus (Atlantic horseshoe crab), 1792 nucleotides long. RefSeq names its product acetylcholine receptor subunit alpha-like 1. Bases 197 to 1768 code for a protein of 523 amino acids. Lineage: Eukaryota; Metazoa; Arthropoda; Merostomata; Xiphosura; Limulidae. Gene Ontology annotation, biological process: nervous system process; monoatomic ion transmembrane transport; signal transduction. Gene Ontology annotation, molecular function: acetylcholine-gated monoatomic cation-selective channel activity; transmembrane signaling receptor activity. Gene Ontology annotation, cellular component: neuron projection; synapse; postsynaptic membrane. The transcript is spliced from 6 exons. The record is from RefSeq and is a predicted model, not a curated record.